Molecule: messenger RNA, 4864 nt
Organism: Solenopsis invicta (red fire ant)
Lineage: Eukaryota; Metazoa; Arthropoda; Insecta; Hymenoptera; Formicidae
Gene: Oseg6
Product: WD repeat-containing protein 19
Exons: 21
Coding region: 328-4434 (1368 amino acids)
Biological process (GO): cilium assembly; intraciliary retrograde transport
Cellular component (GO): cilium; intraciliary transport particle A
Molecular function (GO): protein binding
Source: RefSeq, a predicted model, not a curated record
UGAGCGACUAAGUAGAAAUUCAAUGUGAUUGGUUCUUAUCUUUAGCUCCAACCAAUCACAUUAAAUUGCUGCUUAGCUAUGAGCGAACGUAGUACUGAAUGCACACAGAUAAAGCGAAUAUAAGCUUGUAAUGAAAUGAACGUUACGAAGGCAUACGAAGGUAAACAAUAUGGCCGACAUAUGAGACAUGUCGGUGUGCGAAAGCGACACUGCUUAAUAAAUCAAUAUUUAAGCUAUGCACAUUGUAAUGCUGUAUCUGUAUAGAUAUAUCAUUUAAAUGCGCGGAUCGAUUAAUUUCUCUGUCAGAGACAAAUUCUCUGCGUUACGAUGUCGUCGGAGAAGGUCCUUUAUCGAUUAGACCAACCCCAUGGCAGCGGUAACAUUUACAUUUCUUGGCGUCCCGGUAAUAGCACGCAUUUGGCCACAACAGGUUGCGAUUCCACUGUUGCCAUUUUUGAUAGGCAAGGAGAUAUUCAGGAGCGGAUACAAAUUCCUGGAUUAUGUAUGGGCUUUGGCUGGGACUCGGAUGGGGAUUUAUUGGCAAUAAUAUCACAAAAUUCAUCAACUAUAAUUUUAUGGGACGCCACCACUGGAAAAAAGUCCCAGAUAGACGCAGGUGUGAGAGAUGGGCUUACUUGUAUGAUGUGGGCGAAAAAGAGCUGUCUGCUGGCAAUAGGAACGCAGAAGGGAAAUCUGGUGCUUUAUGAUCAUAUAAAUGCCAAGCGAAUACCUAUUUUGGGAAAGCAUAGAAAACGCAUUAUAUGUGGUGCGUGGUCGGUAGACGGUCUUCUUGCCUUAGCAAGCGAAGACAGAGUUUUGACUAUCAGCACGAGCGAGGGUGAUACCCGUCGAGAGAUAACUCUUCAAGGCGAUCCGUCUCAUAUAAAAUUUAGCGAGAUGAAAAUGGAUCACAGAAUAGGCGGUGAAAACACGGUAUCCCUUAUUGUUAGCAAAACAACACUGUUUUUGUACAACAUUUUGGACCCAGAAAAUCCCAUUGAAUUGGCCUUUCAGAAACGUUACGGAUUAAUUGUAACUUAUGAAUGGUAUGGCGAUGGUUACAUUUUGGUAGGAUUCGAGGCUGGUUUCUUUAUAGCGAUAUCAACGCAUAUAAAGGAAGUCGGCCAAGAACUGUUUCAAAUCAAGAACCACAAAGAUUCUCUGACGGAUGUCGCGUUGAACCAAGCGGUCGCAAAAGUAGCCACUUGCGGUGACAAUACACUGAAAGUACACAGUUUGCAGAAUCUCGAGGAAACUGAGACGUUGAUCACAGUGACCAAUGAGAAUGGCAUUAGUAAUAUCGAAUGGUCAACAGAUGGAACGAUGCUAGCAGUUGUGACUUACAUGGGCAAUAUUUUAAUUUAUUUGAUAGAGAUUCCAAAAUUGAUGAGUGUUUGUGGCAACAGAAUAGCGUUAUUAACGAGCCUGACAGAAGUGGCUGUACAUCUUUAUACAUUAGACAAGGACAAACCAAUCCCACAAAUAAUCAACACAAUAAUAGAACCGGCAAUAUUAGCAGUGGGUCCAAUACAUUUAGCAGUAGGAUUAAAUAACAGAGCGCUCUUUUGGGAUUUGUCUACGAGUCAUUACGACAAAAUACAUUUCGAGCGAGAUUAUUUGGCUACGAUAGAUAGUAUGUGUUUAAACGAGAUAUAUAUAUCGGUGUUGUUCGAUGGAAAACUGCAGCUGCAUUCGAUUAAGACUGAUCAGGCUCUAAUAAAUGAUGGGAAGGAUACACUGAUGUUCCCAGAUUCAAAUUCUUCCGACAGUAGAAUAACGUGUCACGCUCUUUGCUCGGAUUUCCUGGUUUAUGGUAAUGACAUGGGUCAUGUUAUAUAUUUUUGCUUGGAAACGUUUCAUCAAUGUACCGAAUUUAUACAUAACAAUGGAAUAAAGGAGCUAUACUUGGAUGCGAAUGGAGUCCAAUUGUGCUUCGUUGACAACAAGUCAGAUGCUUAUGUGUUUGAUCCGAUAAACGAAGCGGCCAUUGCUGUGCCUGAUUGUCCUGAUAACAUUGAUGGUAUUCUCUGGGAUCAGAACAUAUUUGAACGUGUUAUAUUUGCGGUGUACAAUAAAAGCGUUAUUGUAACAUACAUUUUUGUAAAAUACUUUGUUGAAGGUACCAAAGUGAUAAAGAUAAGUACAACCAAGUUGCCAUCGGACUCAGUGCCUUUACUAAUGUACUCUGGCGAGGUAACGUUGAGUACAAUGGGUAGUAAAUUAAUACAAUUAACAUUAAUAUCCCACGAAGAUGUAGGGAAUAUUGUGGAACAGAAAAAAAUUAAUGAAAUUUUAGAUAAUCAGAUUUUGUGCAGACGAUUUCAGCAAGCUUGGAAUAGUUGCGAAAAAUUGAAUGAGAAGGAUGCAUGGUUAAGACUAGGACAGAGCGCCAUUGCAAAUUUAAAUGUCGAAUUUGCUAUUCGCGUGUAUCGGCAAAUGGAAGACGCAGCAAUGGUAUGGACGUUACAAAAUAUGGAGAACAUAGAUGAAUUGGCUUUGUUAUGCGGCCACGCGUGUAUAUUACUAGGGAAUUAUAAUGAAGCCGAAAAGUAUUUUCUGCAAUCUUCCGAGCCUGUGCAAGCCUUGUAUCUCAGGAGAGAUUUAAUGCAGUGGGAACAGGCGUUAAGUUUAGCGCAAAAAUUAAAACCCGAUGAGAUUCCUUUUAUCGCCAGAGAGUACGCCCAACAAUUGGAGUUUACGGGAAACUACCCAAAAGCUCUGACAAAUUAUGAACGUGGUUUAGCUGACAACACAUCUGCUUUGGUUGCGCAAAAUCCUCACCAUCGAACUCAAUGUUUAGCAGGAAUAGCGAGAAUGUCUAUAAGAUGUGGUGAUAGCAGAAAAGGCGUUGGGAUAGCUAUGGAUAAUGAUAGCUCGAGGCUCCUACGGAAAGAAUGCGCGGAGAUUUUAGAAUCAAUGAAGCAAUUUAACGAAGCUGCACAGCUAUAUGAAAAAGCCGAAUACUUUGACAAGGCUGCCUCUGCAUAUAUAAAAUUGAAAAAUUGGCACAAGGUAGGACAACUCUUACCACAAAUAUCAUCAGCGAAAAUUAACAUACAAUAUGCUAAAGCCAAAGAAUCCGAGGGUAAAUAUGAAGAAGCUGCCAAAGCGUAUGAAACCGCUAAAGAUUAUGAUAGCAUAAUCAGAAUUAAUCUGGAACAUUUAAAUAAUCCUGCUCGCAGUGUUGAAGUUGUCCAACAAACUAAAAGCAUAGAAGGUGCAAAGAUGGUUGCAAAGUAUUUCCAAAGGAUGAACGACUACAAUUCAGCUAUCAAAUUUUUAAUUCUGUCAAAUUGUCACGAUGAAGCUUUUCAAUUAGCCAAUCAGCAUGGCAAAAUGGAAUUGUAUGGAGAAAUAUUGGUGAAUACGAUCGAGGAUACUAAUGUUCGGAGAGAAGAUUUUAGAAGCCUUGCGAUGCAUUUCGAGUCUCAGAAAAAUAAUCUUUUAGCUGGGAAGUACUAUUUUCACUGUAAAGAAUAUCAGAAGGCUCUGAAACAUUUGUUGAAAGCUGCGCAAUUGGUUCCAGACGACGAUAGAGCGAUUACCUAUGCUAUAGAUGUUAUUGCAUCUUCCAAAGAUGAUAAAUUAGCUAAUCAAUUGAUAGAUUUCUUAUUAGGUGGCGAUGGAUUACCGAAGGAUCCGAAAUAUCUGUUUCGAUUGUACAUGGCUAGGAAACAAUAUAAAGAAGCGGCUAAGACGGCGAUUAUAAUUGCAAACGAGGAACAAGUUAAUGGAAACUAUAGAAAUGCUCACGAUGUAUUGUUCGGCAUGUACCAAGAAUUGAAAAGAAAUAAGAUUACCAUACCCUUGGAGAUGCAAACUAACUUAAGACUCUUGCAUUCUUAUAUUCUGGUGAGAUUACACGUGAAAAGAAGUGAUCAUUUGCGAGGUGCCCGGAUGCUUAUAAGGGUUGCCAACAACAUAUCGAAAUUUCCCUCACAUAUCGUGCCGAUAUUAACUUCAACCGUGAUAGAAUGCCACAGAGCAGGCUUGAAGAACGCGGCUUUCAAUUUUGCUGCUAUGCUGAUGCGUCCCGAGUAUCGGGGACAAAUCGAUGCGAAAUAUAGCAAGAAGAUCGAGGCGAUUGUGAGAAAACCGCCGAGAACGAAGGAUAUUGAGAACGAGGAUGAGCCUCUCACUCCGUGCCCAUACUGCAAGAGCAGACUUCCCGAGACUGAAGUGACCUGUGAUAAGUGUAAAAACACCAUACCUUUUUGCAUCGCGACGGGACGACAUAUCGUGGAAGAUGACUUUACGGUAUGCCCCCAGUGUGAUUUCCCAGCUAUCAGAAGUGAAUUUUUAAGAAUCGUGGAGUCCGAAGAGACUUGUCCGAUGUGCUCGGAAAGAGUAAAUUCCGAGACUGUGUCGUCUAUCACCGAUAUUCGUCCAUAUCUUGAAUAUCAGGAAGGAAAGACUAUCAUCAUAAAAGCUUAAAAGAUUACAAAAAUGUAAAAACAAUAUUUACAUAUUUAAGCAGACACAUUACAUUCGUUAAGUGGCAGCCUACAGUUUGACUCACACGAACUAGGAAUAGAAAGAUAGGUAUCUGUAUCUAUGUUGCACAAAUUAGAGGUGCCUUGUUAUUACCUCGGGCAAACACGACGUAGGAGGUAAACGUUGGUGCCUUUAUCUAUAGUAGCAGUAGUAGAUAGGCUAUUCCAAGAUUGGCUUGGAAGCGACAAAGCAUCAGUAUUCUUGAUACAACAGUGCCGUCCACUAUAAGUACAAUUUAUCCAAGUGGACCCUAUGAAGCGUUUGGUGGUCGGGAUGCCAGUAGGGCACUUGCAAGGUUUGCAGUGGAUGCCGCGACGGACAAAUACGACGAUUUGAGCGACCUGAACACCACAGAAAUGAAUUCUAUCAA